UUCUAAAAGAGAAAUUAUUUGUUCUCGUCAAUAUCACUAGGUCUCGCUGGUGAGAUGUACAUGCGACUUCUGAAAGCCCUGAUGUUACCUUUGAUAGCUUGCACAGUUAUCUCAGGUACAUCUUCUACUGAUGCUAGGUCCAGUGGAAAGAUUGGGUUUGUGGCCAUCUCUUAUGUCUCACUGAUUAACGCUCUGGGCUCUGUUGUCGGUGUGAUCUUAUGUGUUAUCAUCCAACCAGGCGCGGUGUCUGGUCAAGUGAAUGACAACAGUGACAAGUAUAACAAUGGUCUGAAGACGAGUGACAUUAUAGCCGACUUCUUUAGAAACAUCUUCCCAGACAAUGUGAUUGGAGCAGCCCUACAGGUGACGCAAACCAAAUAUAUAGAAAAAUCCAACAUCCAGCUUGUAAAUUUAGUUGGGGACAACUCCAGUCGUAAUGGUAGUGACUUGUGGACCAAUGUGACCCAGAAUCAGUUAGUGAGAACUUUUGGCAGUGCUACAGGCACCAACAUACUUGGUGUCAUUGUCCUGAGCGCAACAUUCGGCAUUGCAGCUUCGAAGAUCGCGAAGGCCUCACCAUUCAUCGACUUCUUUAAAGUUUGUGCACAAAUAGCAUUUCUUAUCUUUCAUUGGGUCAAAUGGUCAACUCCAUUAGGUGUGGCAAGUCUUAUAGCAAGUGCCCUAGCUGGCAUGCAUGACGUCACUGCUGCCUUCUCUUCCCUGGGGUUGUACAUUCUGGUCGUGACUGGAGGAAAUCUCGCUUUCCAGGUUUUGGUUUUUGGAACCAUUUAUGCUAUUGUGACCAGAAGUAAUCCUGUACACUUUUUUGUCCAUUUGGUAAAGCCUUGGCUCAUAACGCUGGCACCAUCUAGCUCCAUUCUUGCCCUCCCUGUCAUGCAUGAAAUCAGUACACAGAUCUAUGCCAUAGACACCAAAGUCACAGGGUUUGUGAUAGCAGUGUGCUUUGCUUUGAACAGAACCGGCAGCGCUCUAUUUAUAGCAGCGUCUUGCCUUUUUAUGGCGCAAUACUCCGGGAUACUGCUGAGUGUAGGAACUAUAAUGACUGUUGGGCUUCUUUCGUUUCUUUCCUCUUUCGCCAUUCCUUCCGUUCCGUCAGCAAGUAUAGCGACCAUCAUCAUCAUCAUGACUACUUUGGGAAUCCCUGUAACUAACAUUGGCCUCGUUUUGGCUUUAGAAUGGAUCAAUGACCGGGCCCGAACUACAACCAAUAUGGUGAGUACACAGCUAGCUAUCAUCGUCACGUGGACCUUUGGUCAACAACGACUCAAACUAGAAACAGACGGGCAGAAAGAGGCUGAGGAACUUGUUUCAAUGGCGUAGUGAUUUUAGUGUCUUAAAUAAAUCUUCAAAAUAAAA
Molecule: messenger RNA, 1377 nt
Organism: Biomphalaria glabrata
Lineage: Eukaryota; Metazoa; Mollusca; Gastropoda; Planorbidae
Product: excitatory amino acid transporter-like
Exons: 9
Coding region: 55-1341 (428 amino acids)
Biological process (GO): L-glutamate transmembrane transport
Cellular component (GO): plasma membrane
Molecular function (GO): neutral L-amino acid transmembrane transporter activity; glutamate:sodium symporter activity; L-glutamate transmembrane transporter activity
Source: RefSeq, a predicted model, not a curated record